AUGGACGAAGAAGCGCAGAAGAGGAAAGAACAGGAGUCAGGCAUGGCUCUUUCUCAGAAUCCUCCUCAGGGCCUGUUGGUGAAAUGUGUUUUCAUUUCAUUUCAGUUGACCUUCAAGGAUGUGUUCAUAGAUUUCACUCCCGAGGAAUGGGAAUGCCUGGACCCUGCCCAGAGGACCUUGUACAAGGAUGUGAUGGUGGAGACUCUCAGGAACCUGCUGUCUGUAGGAAGAAAACCAUAUAAAUGCAAUGUGUGUGGCAAGGCUUUUAAUGAAACUACAAAACUUGCAAUUCAUUGGAGAUAUCAUAUGAGAAAGAAACCAUAUAAAUGUGAUUUAUGUGGCAAGGCCUUUAGUCAAACUUCAAACCUUGCAGUUCAUCAGAGAAUUCAUACUGGAGAGAAGCCAUACAAAUGCAAUGUAUGUGACAAGGCAUUUAGUCAUACUGCAAAUCUUACUGUUCAUCAGCGACUUCAUACUGGAGAGAAACCAUAUAAAUGUGAUGUAUGUGGCAAGGCCUUUAUUCAAACCUCAAACCUUGCAGUUCAUCAGAGAAUUCAUACUGGAGAGAAGCCAUACAAAUGCAAUGUAUGUGACAAGGCAUUUAGGCAUACUGCAAAUCUUACUGUUCAUCAGAGACUUCAUACUGGAGAGAAACCAUAUAAAUGUGAUGUAUGUGGCAAGGCCUUUAAUGAAGCUGCAAAGCUUGCAGUUCAUCAAAGAUUCCAUACGGGAGAGAAACCAUAUAAAUGUGAUAUAUGUGGCAGAGGCUUUAGUCAAACUGCAAACCUUGCAGUUCAUCGGAGAAUUCAUACUGGAGAGAAACCAUAUACAUGUGAUUGUGAUGUAUGUGGCAAAGGCUUUGGUGAAACUUCAAGCCUUGCAGUUCAUCGGAGAAUUCAUACUGGAGAGAAACCAUAUAAAUGCCAUGUAUGUGGCAAGGCCUUUGCUGCAAAUUCAGGCCUUGCAGUUCAUCGGCGAAUUCACACUGGAGAGAAACCAUACAAAUGUGAUGUCUGUGGCAAGGCGUUUAGUCGUAGUGGACACCUUGCUGUUCAUCAGAGAGUUCAUACUGGAGAGAAACCAUAUAAUUGUGGUAUAUGUGGCAAGGCGUUCAGUGGAACUUCAAGCCUUACUGUUCAUCAGAGAGUUCAUACAGGAGAGAAACCAUAUAAAUGUGAUAUAUGUGGCAAGGCCUUUAGUCAAUCUACAGGCCUUGCAGUUCAUCAGAGAAUUCAUACUGGAGAGAAACCAUAUAAAUGUGAUGUAUGUGGCAAGGCCUUUAAUCAUACUACAAGACUUACACUUCAUCAGAGAGUUCAUACUGGAGAGAAGCCAUACAAAUGCAAUAUAUGUAACAAGGCAUUUAAUCAUACUGCAAACCUGACUGUUCAUCGGAGAAUUCAUACUGGAGAGAAACCAAAUAAGUGUGAUGUAUGUGGGAAGACCUUUAGUCAAACUUCAAACCUUGCAGUUCAUCAGAGAAUUCAUACUGGAGAGAAGCCAUAUAAAUGUGAUAUAUGUGGCAAGGCUUUCAGAGUAAUUUCAAACGUUGCUGUUCAUCGAAGAGUUCAUACUGGAGAGAAACCAUAUAAAUGUGAUGUGUGUGGCAAGGCGUUUAGCCGUACUGGAAACCUUGCUGUUCAUCAGAGAAUUCAUACUGGUGAGAAACCGUAUAAAUGUGAUGUGUGUGGCGAGGCGUUUAGUCGUACUGGAAACCUUGCUGUUCAUCGGAGAGUUCAUACUGAAGAGAAACUGUAUUGUGGUAUAUGUGCCAAGGCCUUCAGUGUAAGUUCAAGCCUUGGUGUUCACCAGAGAGUUAAUACUGGAGAGAAACCAUAUAAAUGUGUUAUUGUCCCAGAGCACAAGCUCGUACAUCAGACUCCCUCUGCCUCUUACAUAAGCAAUCGGGCUGUGAAUUCUCCACAGAAACUUGGCUGGGCCCCGCUCGGCCCCCGCUCGGCCCCGCUCGGCCCCGCUCGGCUCGGCCCCGCUCGACCCCGCUCGGCCCCGCUCGGCUCGGCCCCGCUCGACCCCUCUCGACCCCACACGUACAGACGCAGGCGGGUGUCCAAGGCUCCUCCGACCCUCGUUGUCCCUUUCUCCUGGAACCUACCGCUUAGGAAUCUCUGGUGUGUCCCCUCGAAGGACUUAGCUCAGUCGGGGACAACAGGUGGCAGUGAGAUUGGGGCCUUUCUCUGUGACUUCUUCAAUGAGCUCAAUCAAGCCAAAUCUCAAGGACCGUUAAAACUUUGUGAUAUCCCCAGUUCCUGGCCCAGUGGUCUCUGCUGUUUAGCAGUGUUGCUUAACAGAGCACAGAAGAGUGGUGACAAAAUGUGGAAAGUGGAGAGGAGGCUGUCGGAGAUCUAG
Messenger RNA from Dama dama (fallow deer), 2367 nucleotides. RefSeq names its product zinc finger protein 271-like. NCBI's taxonomy places the organism in Eukaryota, Metazoa, Chordata, Mammalia, Artiodactyla, Cervidae. The record is from RefSeq and is a predicted model, not a curated record. Gene Ontology annotation, molecular function: DNA-binding transcription factor activity; RNA polymerase II cis-regulatory region sequence-specific DNA binding. Gene Ontology annotation, biological process: regulation of transcription by RNA polymerase II.